CCGGGGUGCUGGUUACGUAAAUGAUCCUAGCCCAGUGACAGGCCUCCCGACUGGGACUGCGGGAGGGGAGGGAGCGGCGGAGGGGGCGGGGACCAAGUGACCAGGCGGCGGCGGCGGCUCCGCCAGGGUGACGAUGUGCUAGGAGCCCGGCUCCGUCUCCUGCGCCUCCCCGGCCCGGGCGCCUGUCCUCGCUGCACUCGGGAGCCGGCCGCUGAGCUAUGAGGGAGGCUCUCCCCGGCUGGCCGAGGCCCCGGCUGGCUGGCUCUGCAGGGCGCCAAGUGUGAAGAGAGGCGAGGCAGAGCUGGGCUGCGCGGGCAGCAGAUGCAUUUUGUAGGAGUAUUCUGAGGAUGAAUAUUUUCAAAUCAGUUUGAAAUAGCUGAGCACCACAUACAUGGGAUGCAUCCUACUUUUACACUGGAGCUCACUUUUGUGGCCUGGAUAUAUCACAGAAGCAUUUGUCUUCAAUCUGUGUGUUAACUAGAAAUCAAGCAUGAGGAGAUUUGUCUACUGCAAGGUGGUUCUAGCCACUUCACUGAUGUGGGUCCUUGUUGAUGUCUUUUUACUUCUGUACUUCAGUGAGUGUAACAAAUGUGAUGACAAGAAAGAGAGAUCCCUGCUGCCUGCACUGAGGGCUGUUAUUUCAAGAAACCAAGAAGGACCAGGAGAAAUGGGAAAGGCUGUGCUGAUUCCAAAAGAUGAACAAGAGAAAAUGAAAGAACUGUUUAAAAUCAAUCAGUUUAACCUCAUGGCCAGUGACUUGAUUGCCCUUAACCGAAGUUUGCCAGAUGUGAGAUUAGAAGGAUGCAAGACAAAAGUCUAUCCUGAUGAACUUCCAAACACAAGUGUAGUGAUUGUCUUUCAUAAUGAAGCUUGGAGCACUCUGCUUAGAACUGUUUACAGUGUUAUAAACCGUUCCCCACACUACCUACUCUCCGAGGUCAUCUUAGUGGAUGAUGCCAGUGAAAGAGAUUUUCUCAAGUUGACAUUAGAGAACUACGUGAAAAAUUUAGAAGUGCCGGUAAAAAUUAUCAGGAUGGAGGAACGCUCUGGGUUAAUACGUGCCCGUCUUCGAGGAGCAGCUGCUUCAAAAGGGCAGGUCAUAACAUUCCUGGAUGCACACUGUGAGUGCACGUUAGGGUGGCUGGAGCCCUUGCUGGCAAGAAUAAAGGAAGACAGGAAAACGGUUGUAUGCCCUAUCAUUGACGUCAUUAGCGAUGAUACCUUUGAAUACAUGGCUGGAUCAGACAUGACUUAUGGCGGUUUUAACUGGAAACUGAAUUUCCGAUGGUAUCCUGUUCCCCAAAGAGAAAUGGAUAGGAGGAAAGGAGACAGAACAUUACCUGUCAGGACCCCUACUAUGGCUGGUGGCCUAUUUUCUAUUGACAGAAACUACUUUGAAGAGAUAGGAACUUACGAUGCAGGAAUGGAUAUCUGGGGUGGAGAGAAUCUUGAAAUGUCUUUUAGGAUAUGGCAAUGUGGAGGCUCUUUGGAGAUUGUGACUUGCUCUCACGUUGGCCAUGUCUUUCGGAAGGCAACUCCAUACACCUUCCCUGGUGGCACUGGUCACGUCAUUAACAAGAACAACAGGAGACUGGCAGAAGUCUGGAUGGACGAAUUCAAAGAUUUCUUCUAUAUUAUAUCCCCAGGUGUUGUCAAAGUGGACUAUGGAGAUGUAUCAGUCAGAAAAGCACUGAGGGAAAAUCUGAAGUGUAAGCCUUUCUCUUGGUACCUAGAAAACAUCUAUCCGGACUCCCAGAUCCCAAGACGUUAUUACUCACUUGGUGAGAUAAGAAAUGUUGAAACCAAUCAAUGUUUAGACAACAUGGGCCGCAAAGAAAAUGAAAAAGUGGGCAUAUUCAACUGUCAUGGCAUGGGAGGCAACCAGGUGUUUUCCUAUACUGCUGACAAAGAAAUCCGAACUGAUGACUUGUGCUUGGAUGUAUCCAGACUCAAUGGGCCUGUAAUCAUGUUAAAAUGCCACCACAUGAGAGGAAACCAGCUAUGGGAAUAUGAUGCUGAGAAACUCACUUUGAGACACGUUAACAGUAACCAGUGUCUUGAUGAACCUUCUGAAGAAGACAAAAUGGUGCCUACCAUGCAGGACUGUAGUGGGAACAGAUCCCAACAGUGGUUGCUGAGAAACAUGACCUUGGGGGCAUGAAGACCCAAACCCCAAGAUGUGAAAGUGUCUACACUUUUGUUUAUCCAUUAUUUCAGUUUGGGGAGAAUAUUAACUUUGACAAAAUAAAAGUUUAAAAAAUACUUUUAGUAUUCUAAAACACAGUUGUUUAUAAUUCACUUUUUGGGAACGUUUAUUUCCUUACUAAAAUUUGUAUCUGAUUGAAGAAGCACAUAGAUUAUAAAUAGUGGCAAACUGUUAUGAAACAUUGGAACAACUUGGGGAAAAAAACCACUUGUGCUUGCUUUAAAAAUAAUUUUCAUUGGCCUCCUGUCACAGGGUUACUGGGGUUUGUUUAUUUUGUGUUGUGAUAAUGAUUAAAAGAGAGAUAAUGUAAAUGCCUUAUAAAAUAACUUGAUUAUGAAAUACUAUCAUUGCUUUAUAAAUUACUCUUUCUACAAUAGCUUCAUGGAACUAUGCUGAAUUUCUAUGUCAACAAUUAGAACAAAUAUUAAAUUAUUCAUGGGCAUUGAAUUCAUCACAGAAAAUGUUAGGUUUCAAAUUUUGUACCAGGAAAACAAAACUGUUAGAUACUGAAUUUGUAGAAUAUAAAACCAUUAUUCUAAGUAAAGGAAAGAAUUUUAAAAUUCAGUUGAAAUAAUAAGUUUAAAUAAAAUGAAAUAAGAAGGUAGCCAGACAUUGAGGACCGGGGAAGAUAAACUGCAACAACCACGGUAAAAAAGUUUCUCUUCCCAACAGUGGCUGAGGACCAUCCUGCUCUGAAAUACUGCAGAACCUGAACCCCGCACUGCUGUCUGUCUCUGUACGCCUGGCUGCACGUUUGCUCUUCACUCUAGAGGCUCUGGCUUAUUGCUUACGCUGUACAGAAUUGUAGCAGAAGGGUCACAGUUUAAACUUCAUUUUAACUAUUAUUUAUGGAUCUUAGUUCAGUCAGUAUUGUCAUUGGAACUUUGUAUUUUAUUAAAAGUACUUUACUAUCAGUUUAUUCCCAUGCUAUAAAAAUCUAACAUUCAUCC
Nannospalax galili (Upper Galilee mountains blind mole rat) is the source of this 3156-nucleotide messenger RNA. It is a transcript of the gene Galnt13, whose product is annotated as polypeptide N-acetylgalactosaminyltransferase 13. NCBI's taxonomy places the organism in Eukaryota, Metazoa, Chordata, Mammalia, Rodentia, Spalacidae. The transcript has 13 exons. The record is from RefSeq and is a predicted model, not a curated record. Bases 491 to 2161 code for a protein of 556 amino acids. Gene Ontology annotation, cellular component: Golgi apparatus.